AAUAUAUAUGUUGCAAAAGAAAGCUAUUAGGAUUGUUAAAAGGGUUGAUUAUUACGAACCAACAAAUAAAUUGUUUAUUAAUUUACAUGUAUUAAAAUUUGUAGAUUUAGUUGAAUUAUAUACUUUACAGUUAAUGUACAAAGUUUAUAAUAAUUUACUUCCAAAUUGUAUUCAGAGGCUGUUCAAAAUAAGAGAAAGUCAGUAUAAUUUAAGAAGAUUGUAUGUGUUUAAGAAAGUAAGGGCAAGAACUAAUGCAAAAAAUAGGUGCUUAUCUGUUAUAGGGGUACAUUUAUGGAAUAAAUAUGAUAAGGAACUAAUAGUAUGUAAGUCACUUUGUCAAUUUGAGAAAAUUUAUAAAAAUAAGGUGAUAAAUAAUUAUAUGACUCAGUAUUAACAAAUUGUGGUUGUAUUGUUAAAGAAUCGAAGUAAUAGUUGGAGUGUGUAUUUUUGUUAUGUUUGUUGUGAAUUAUGUUUGUACAUUUUGGGAAAUGUUUUUGUAAUAUUGUUUACUUUGUAUUAUUUAACUUAGUGAAAAGUGUCGCCCAUUCAGUUAACUAUGUAUAAAGGGUAGGCAUAAUAAGCAAGGCUUCUACACCUUUUUCGGUAACUAUGUAUUUUUAUUUACUUUGUGAAAAGCUGUCUGUGAGGACCGGAAUAAAAUUAUUAUUGAUAUUGAUUGAUUGAUAUGCAAGGUUAGUGACAAUGAUCAUCUUAUUUGGUGUAGUUUUAUUAAUUUUUUAUUGCUGUUAUUAGUUUUGUCCUGUUUUACGUUUAUACCCAGAAUUUUCAUUCACUGACACUUAAAACACUUGCAGUACAGACUGUGUGUAAUAUUAAUGAAUGUCCCUGUGAAUAAUGUUCCACUCCACUUUUAUAGUCCAGUGAUACACUGGAAGACAUACAAUUCUUUGGAGUUAUCUGAAGUGGUGUUAACCGAAAUAAAAUUAAAAACUAAUUUGAUGGAUUGUUUCCUGUUGACAUGCAUUGCACAGGAUUUGCCAGAUUCAGCCGUUUAUUAAGAUGUCAGUUUCAUUUAUCAAGUUAAUCUGACUCACAUCAGUAAAGAAGAUAAAUACCGUAGUUUUCAUUGCCGUAGCUGAACUCAUGAACUCUCAGAAGAAAUAACAAGCAGGAGACAUAUGCUUCCAUAGGGACACAGAUAAACUCUUGGCAUCUGUUAUGUAAAUCACUGCAGGAAUGUAAGGAAGCAGGAAACUGUGUUUCUUCUGUGAAGUCUUCUAAUUUGUGGACCUUCAAAGCAGCCCAACCUCAUUAUUCAAAAAGUCUGUUUUACAUGUGUUACUUUCAAUGAAUUUAUACUGACAGUCUUAAAAAGCUUCAACUUGUUUUGUUUUAUUGCAGAACAAGAACACUUGCAGAGAACGCUACUGAAGGCCUUAAUUUCCAAUCCUCUCCUCUUCUAGUGUAUAAUGAAUACGUGCUUCUACUCUGGUAUUUAUGAUACAAGCAGUGUCUGUGUUUGGUAUCUGAGAGGUCACUGAGUUCAUCUCACCCAGGAAUGCAGUAACAGCGUUCCACACUAUUAACUCUAAUCUGCAUUAGCCUAUAUAGACUAUUGAAGUUUAUGAAAACUCAACAGGAUUACAUCAAAAUUACAUCAAGUCAGGGUUGAUUAUUCCAUAUUUUGUCUUUGAAACACAAAUAGUUCUUUAUCUAUUUUUUAAAAAACCUUCACUGGACACAGAUGAGCAAUACAAAAACGUCCCAAGGCUGUUCAUAACAUCAAUCAGAUCAAAUGACCAGAACUAACUGUUGUGUGGCUGAAUGGUUUUGUUUAGCCAAGAACAAAAAACAAGGACCUCUCCAAAGUAGCUGGCAACUAGGCUAUUCUUAAAGGCAGGAGGGGGCAGCACUGUCUAUUUUUGGUCAUGCUAUCUAGCAGUAGAUAAAGAAGAAGAAGCAUGCACGAGAAAGUUUUAAAAGGACUCGAAGAUGUUCAGUUCAUUGGAACAGUGAGUGAAUGUUGCUUCUUUGCAACCAUUCAGAGGUGGACUUGCUGGUGUGUUUUGGAUCAUUGUCCUGCUGCAAAACCCAAGUGCGCUUGAGCUUGAGGUCACGAACAGAUGGCCGGACAUUCUCCUUCAGGAUUUUCUGAUAGAGUGCAUAAUUCAAGGUUCCAUCAAUUAUGUUGAUGGACUGGCAUCCUGACUGUAUCGACAUGAAGCCUGUGAUCAAAAAGUAUUUUCCUGGAGAUCCGAGGUCUGGAUCGAAUAAGAAGGGUGUUGAAACUUUGGUGCUGAGCAAAAUGGAGGAAUCAGGUGUGCUCUUUUGCCAACGGCUGAAAUAUACAGAAAAAAGUACUCCGGUGCCAGAUGAAAGUCCUUUGGAUAUUAAAACAAAAGCCGAAACUUUCAUAUCCCAGCCGUUAAACUACAUUAAGACUUCUGUUAAAAAAGUCAGCAGUGAGACUCCUGUUAAAAAAUACAUCUGUAAGCUGUGUGGCAUGGAGUAUCGCCAGAACAUAAGCCUGGUGCGUCACAUGCGAAUACACACCGGUGAGGCACCACAUGUCUGUGAACUCUGUGGAAGGGGUUUCCGUCGUAAAGACUGGCUUCAGCUGCACAGCAGUGUUCACACGGGUAACAAACGAAAGCCUGCGAAGAGCUUCAGUUGCGACAAGUGUGGGAAGAAGUUUACUGGCUCCACUGCACUCCAGAGUCAUCUGUACAAACACAGAGGAGAGAGGCCAUUCGCCUGCGCGUACUGCGACAAGACCUUCUACAGUCAGACCAAUCUUAAACGGCAUCAAGUCGAUUCUCAUUCUGACGACAAACCGUUCUCUUGCCCAGUGUGUGGAAGCAGAUUCUCACGCCUUUUUUCGCUGCAGAAACACACGCAGACUCACACAAGAGAAAGACCUUUCUCCUGUCCAGACUGUGGAAAGACUUUCAGUAAUAAAUACUCCAUUAAUAUGCAUCGUAAACGGCACUCAGCUAAAAGUUGACGUAAUGCA
Messenger RNA from Onychostoma macrolepis, 2974 nucleotides. Its product is annotated as oocyte zinc finger protein XlCOF15-like. Gene Ontology annotation, molecular function: DNA-binding transcription factor activity, RNA polymerase II-specific; RNA polymerase II cis-regulatory region sequence-specific DNA binding. The coding region runs from base 2147 to 2965 and encodes 272 amino acids. Gene Ontology annotation, biological process: regulation of transcription by RNA polymerase II. The transcript has 3 exons. The record is from RefSeq and is a predicted model, not a curated record. Lineage: Eukaryota; Metazoa; Chordata; Actinopteri; Cypriniformes; Cyprinidae.